CGUUAGCAUCGCUUUGAUGUUCGUUCAGUUGAGAUUCAGAAAAAACGACCGAGCGACAUGGUUUACCUAUCUGUACGAAGAACACUUGGCUUUGGAUACAUCUGUAAGGUUUCACAAACUGCGGAACUUCAUUUUUAUCCUUUACACCGCAGUGCCGUGAAGCCUUUUCCUACUAUGACUGGUGUACGCGAGUCCGUCCGAGGAGAGACCAAUGGAUCUCAGCUCCCAGAACGUGGACAAAGGUGUAAUGAGAGCGCUGGUCAUGGACAGAUGAUGGACGUGGAGACGUCGUACUCGGACUUCAUCAACUGCGAUCGCACAGGCCGCAGGAACGCAGUGCCCGACAUCGCAGGGGAGGGGAAAGCAGGGGCCAGCACCAGUGAACUCACCAAAGACCUGGCGGAGAUGGACCUGAAGGCUGCAGCGCACUCUCGUGGCAGGAUUCUUGUUUUUUUCCCCGUUGGACACGGGAGGCGUCGGAGCUGUGAAGGGGGCGAGUCCCGGCCUCUCCAUUAACGAGAUCGGCUCUGAGCCGUUCCAGAGCCACACUUUCUUUUUUUUUUACUGAAUACGGAAUCUGUGUACAUUAGGGGGACGGCCGCAGGAAGCCAGUGUUUAGGUUUCGAUCGCAGUUACACUUCCCAGUGGUCCCAUUAAUCUCUUUAUACAAUAUGGGAGCUGCAGGUUAUCUGCACGGCGGUGUAGUUUUCCUCACCGAUCUUUUCAAGUGCAAGGGUUGAAGAAGCUUUUAGCAAUGAAAAGUGCUCUAUAAAUGAAAUGUAUUAUUAUUAUUAUUGUUAUUAUUAUUAUAGAAAUGUCAUCUCUAUAUUAUGACGAAGGUGUGUACAAACUCGAUGAGCACCUUAUUAGGAACACCAUUCUAGCUGCGCAUUAACGCUGUGACUCUCCCCCACCUCCACUUCCCAAAGGUGUUUUUCCGUUGGAUUCAGCUCUGGUGACCUGUGACGCCACUGAAAUACCCUAUAUAUCAUAAACAUCCUCAGAGGAUGUGGUGUUUUUACUGGAUGAUUGGCCGGUAAGUAAGUGUCCUGCGUGUGACAGGAACACAAUCACCGCGCCAUUAGGGCUGCGUCUCACGAUUAUUUUCAUAAACAAUUAAUCUGUGGAGUAUUUUCUCGAUUAGUUGAUUGGUCCAUAAAAAUGUCAUAAAAUGGUGGAAAUGUCGAUUGUGUUUCCCCCAAACUCCAAGAUGAUGUUUU
Molecule: messenger RNA, 1220 nt
Organism: Scophthalmus maximus (turbot)
Lineage: Eukaryota; Metazoa; Chordata; Actinopteri; Pleuronectiformes; Scophthalmidae
Gene: pkig
Product: protein kinase (cAMP-dependent, catalytic) inhibitor gamma
Exons: 3
Coding region: 58-516 (152 amino acids)
Biological process (GO): negative regulation of cAMP-dependent protein kinase activity
Cellular component (GO): nucleus; cytoplasm
Molecular function (GO): cAMP-dependent protein kinase inhibitor activity
Source: RefSeq, a predicted model, not a curated record